Messenger RNA from Mercurialis annua (annual mercury), 835 nucleotides. RefSeq lists its product as uncharacterized. Bases 385 to 723 code for a protein of 112 amino acids. The transcript has a single exon. The record is from RefSeq and is a predicted model, not a curated record. Lineage: Eukaryota; Viridiplantae; Streptophyta; Magnoliopsida; Malpighiales; Euphorbiaceae.
UAUCUCCCUGCCGUCUCUCGAUAUUAACAUUUUAUGUAUGUUUUAAAGUCGUGAGACAAAGAUGACAGAAUAAUAAUAAUUAGGGUUAAUUGCUAUAACCCCCCGACCUAGGUCUUACAUUUUGAAAAUCAAUGUUAUCCCCUAACAUUUUAGUUUUAUUUAAAUGAAAUUCCGAUUUUGCAAAAAUUAAUGAACUCUAAUGAUAGUAAAAUAAGGCAAUGCUUGGUGGGAAGAAAAGGAAGCUCUACCCUAACCAUCAAUCAAUGGAAUUGUUUUAUGCAUGUAAAUAUGGACAAUGGCCUCUUGGUGAAUGUUUGAUGAUGUCGAGCAUAGCUGUGGCUACAUGUUUACAAUUACUCAUUCUCUUAAUUUCGUUUCUGCAAAAUGUUUCUUGUUUGUUGUGCUAUGAAUGAUUAUAAAAUCCCAAAUUCUCCUCAAUUAUGCCAAUGCAUGAGAAUUUACAAUAUUGUGGACGACGACCCAGCUCCUCGUGACGAGGUGUUUGCCUAUGCUAGAGAAUUGGUUGAGAAGAAGUGGCCAAAUUGGGCCGAGCAUAAUACAUCUACUGAGAAAGCUAUAUCAUAUAACCAAAGAGGCGAGAAGCGUGUUUCUAAUGAACGAAUUAAAAAAGAACUAGGAGUGAGGCUUCUCCAUUCAAGUUACAGAUCAGGCUUGCUAAAUAUUAUAGAUCAGAUGGAAUAUCCAUCAUCAUCAGAGAAGUAGACUGUUUAUGUUGUAGAUAAAUUGGAAGUAUACUGGUUUCCGCAAUCAAAGAGUUGCCUUCAUCUUUAGGAAUGCAUAUUAUUGAUAAUUUGGAAAUUUAAAAUUUCAUUCA